Poeciliopsis prolifica (blackstripe livebearer) is the source of this 3105-nucleotide messenger RNA. RefSeq names its product GDP-mannose pyrophosphorylase B (gene gmppb). The coding region runs from base 188 to 1270 and encodes 360 amino acids. The transcript is spliced from 10 exons. Gene Ontology annotation, cellular component: cytoplasm. Gene Ontology annotation, biological process: cell wall mannoprotein biosynthetic process; GDP-mannose biosynthetic process. Gene Ontology annotation, molecular function: GTP binding; mannose-1-phosphate guanylyltransferase (GTP) activity. The record is from RefSeq and is a predicted model, not a curated record. NCBI's taxonomy places the organism in Eukaryota, Metazoa, Chordata, Actinopteri, Cyprinodontiformes, Poeciliidae.
CGAGUGAACACGACGCUGCCGAACCGGAAGCCAAACAAGGAAUUCGGGUCUGAGGAAUGUUACGUGUCAUUUUCAGAGUUUCAGUCAUUCAGAAAUAUCCUGAAGCGCUUCAGUGGUUAAACACCUGCUGCGCCACGCUGUUGAUGAACUCUUUCCUCCUCCACUUCCUGCUGCUGACGGCUGAAGGAUGAAGGCUUUGAUUCUGGUUGGGGGUUAUGGGACCCGGCUGCGGCCGCUCACCCUGAGCGUCCCCAAACCGUUGGUGGAGUUCUGCAACAAGCCCAUCCUGCUGCACCAGGUGGAGGCACUGGUCAAGGCCGGGGUGAACCACGUCGUUUUGGCUGUCAGCUACAUGUCGGAGCUGCUGGAGAGGGAGAUGAGAGUCCAGGAGCAGAGACUCGGGAUCCAGAUCUCUCUGUCUCAUGAGACGGAGCCUCUCGGAACCGCCGGGCCGCUGGCGCUGGCCCGAGAGCUGCUGAACGUCGACAACGAGCCGUUCUUUGUCCUCAACUCGGACGUCAUCUGUGACUUCCCAUUCAAAGAUCUGCUGCGGUUCCACCGCAGCCACGGCCAGGAGGGAACCAUCGUGGUGACGCGGGUCGAGGAGCCGUCGAAGUACGGCGUCGUCGUUUACGAGUCGGAGAGCGGUAGAAUCCAGCGCUUCGUCGAGAAGCCGCAGGUCUUCGUCUCCAACAAGAUCAACGCCGGCAUCUACAUCUUCAAUCCCAGCAUGCUCAGCAGGAUACAGCUCAGACCAACUUCUAUCGAGAAGGAAAUAUUUCCUGUCAUGGCGAGAGAGGGGCAUCUGUACGCCAUGGAGCUGCAGGGGUUCUGGAUGGACAUCGGUCAGCCGAAGGACUUCCUCACAGGAAUGUGCAUGUACCUUCAUUCUCUGCGACAACACGCUCCAGAGAGGCUGCGCACAGGACCCGGUUUCCUUGGCAAUGUCCUGGUGGACCCGACGGCGCAGAUAGGGGAGAACUGCACCAUCGGGCCGAACGUCACCAUCGGCGCCGGCGUUGUGGUCGAGGACGGCGUCAGGAUAAAGCGAUGCACGGUCCUGAAAGGGUCCAGAGUCCGAUCGCACUCCUGGCUGGAGAGCUGCAUCGUCGGGUGGAGCUCCUCCGUCGGCCAGUGGGUCCGUAUGGAGAACGUGACGGUGCUGGGGGAGGACGUGAUCGUAAACGACGAGCUCUACCUGAACGGCGCCAACGUCCUGCCUCAUAAAUCCAUCAACGAGUCGGUCCCAGAGCCGCGGAUCAUCAUGUAGCGCCACCCGCAGGCAGCGGGAGGAUAACACCUCGGCUAACUCUCCACUAACUGAAUCCCCAUGUUGCUUCGGACAAACCGACAAGUGGAAGAUGAACAACCAAGUUUAUUUUUUUGUUUUAUUUACAUUUAAUUUGGACUCGUUUUAGCCCUGCAUGGCUGCAGUUUCCUCCAGGAAGUUCGACUUUAGCGGGACGGACGUCGGGUUGGAGGGAAACCGGUUUGGGGUUGGUGCACUUGGUAGGAGGGUAAGGAGCUGAUGAUGGGAUUAUGGGUGAGCAUUGCUUCUUAGACUUUAUAAGUUCAACACUCUGAAGGAUCAAACAGCAGCUUUGUGCUCAAAUCAUGACUAUUAACGGUGGGGAAGUUUAAAAACUCGUCGAAAUGUGAAUGUUUGUUAGAAAAUCUGACCUCAGAAAUCUGGAAUCAACAUCAUGAUCCUUCAUUUAGAUUAAAACUAAUUGUUACGCAACAGAUUUUCUCUCUUUUGCGUCAGAAACGAAGCGGUUACUAACAGGAUGACUUUCAUUCCUUAAUUAGGUCAAAUCACUGCUUUUCAGCAGCGCCUGCUAAAUGCAGCUAGUUUGUGUCCAUUUAAAAGAAAACAGUCAACAUCUGAUAUUCAUCUGGUUUUCUCAAAAAUAAAAUUCAAAAUGUGAUAUUUUGUAAAUUAUAGCUCCAAAACAUGACAUAUUAAUGUGGAUUUACCCGGACUGCUGAUGUUUUCAUCCACAAGAUUCAGCAACAACAAACGAGUCCUAUCACACUUUGAAAAAAGUAUUUAUUUUUAAAACUUUUUUUUAUUUUGAGAAAUAUAUUUUUUAAAAUGAAUUUAUUUACAAAUAUUCCAACAGAUUAAAUUUGAUUUAAUUUAAAGCGUAGAAAAAACACUGAAAGUUUGAUAUUUGAGCCGUCAUUCAUUUUAAAAAAGAAAUUAAUUUACUCUAUCACUUCCAAUAUCUUGAUUUUCUUCUUAUUUUUGCGUCUCUUUUUAUUAUUCUGUUAAUACAUCAUUUUUUAAAUUAAAAUUUAAAUCAUUAUCCUCUCCAACAGAACGAGUUUCAAUAGGAAAGAAAAUCCGUUUUGGAAUCUAUAUCUGAUUUUAAACAAUUAUAUACAUGAAAUACGCCAAGCUUUGGCCGGAGGCACUGUGGCUAAACGCAUCUCAGAAAACAUUUCUAAGUUGUUGAGUUUUAAGAAAAUCUCUCGGCUUGAUGUGAAAAAUGCCUUUUUGGCAGCAAUGUUGAAAAAUUUCCUCUCAGUUGGAUUUUUUUAUUUGUAAGCGAGAAAAUAAAAACGAACAAAAAGGUGAAAUAUUCGACGCUCUGUUUGACGUAGGACGAACUUUUGGACUCGUCACCGUGACAUUGUGCUUUAUUGGUGAUUUUACCUCCAGUUUUUUUUUCUUUAUUUUUCAUUUGGCUGAAAACUCAACAGAAAUGUGGAAGCGGUACUUCGUUCACUCCUCUGAAUUCUGUCGCUCAACGUUCCUGUAGAAACUGCUAAUUAUGGGUACCAGAGCUGUUUGCAGUCAUUGUGAGAAAUCCUGAAACGGAUUCAGGUUUAAGCUCUAAAAUAUUAAGAAAACUUCAACUUCUGAUCAAGUUGAAUCAUUUUCUGAUGUUCUGGCUGCAGAUAUUUAAUCACUAAGUUGAUCUUUAUUAAUUGUUUAUCUCUGUUUAUGUGCCGCCUGUCAGACAGCUACGGUAAGCAGUUACUGAUUUAAAGUCGGGCAGUAUUCUGGAGCCGAAAUGUGUAAAAAGUGUUGGUGAAGGAAAGGUUUUUCUUGUCAUUAAGGUGUUUUUCUAAAGAAACAAAAUAAAUCCACUAAAGGUA